Tauraco erythrolophus (red-crested turaco) is the source of this 1245-nucleotide messenger RNA. The record is from RefSeq and is a predicted model, not a curated record. Lineage: Eukaryota; Metazoa; Chordata; Aves; Musophagiformes; Musophagidae.
AUGUUAGCACCUACCACUGCUGCUGCCAAGCCAAAGCCCUCCAUACUAACAACCACCACACCAAAACCCACCACAGCAACUGCUACCACUAAGCCAACAACCAACAGAACCAGCACUACUGCCAGGCCAACACCUACCACACCAAAACCCACCACGCCCACCACUACAGCCAAGUCAAUGCCCACCACACCAAAACCCACCACACCCCGCACUACAGCCAAGCCAACACCCACCACACCAAAACCCACCACAACCAGCACUACUACCAAGCCAAAGCCCACUACACCAAAAGCCACCACAACCAGCACUACUGCCAAGCCAAAGCCCACUACACCAAAAGCCACCACAACCAGCACUACCACCAAGCCAAUACCCACCACACCAAAACCCACCACAACCCCCACUACUGCCAAGCCAGAGCCCACCACAACUGUAGUUAAGCCCAAAGCUGCUACAGCCAAGCCAACACCCACCACACCAACAUCUACCACCACUACAGCCAAGCCAACACCUGCUACUACAACAUCAGCAAAGCCAAAACUCACCACUACAACACCAGCACAUACCACAACAGCAAAGACACAAACAAAAAUUGCCACAACCACAAAGCCAGAACCCACCAACACAGAAAGACCCAGUCCUACUGAGGCAACUGGGCUAACUCUUUCGUUUGAGCCCACGUUAGACCUGGAUUAUAAAGUAUCUCCAGAAGUAGAGGUAAACACUGGAGAGCCUGUUAGUCCCUUAACUACAGAGGAUCCAGCCUUAUUAGAAAGCAUGGGCACAGCCUUCAGCCCCAAAUCAGUCCUAGAAACAAAAAGAGGUGUCAAAGAGGACGGGAAAGAGAAAUCAGCCUUUUCCAGUCCAUCUCCAUCCCUCGGCCAAAUUGUUCCAGACAUCAAGUUAGGUUUCAACAAAGCUGAGCUCAUAACCCCCUCAAAGUCAGUGGUCUUCAGCCCUGAAGAGCCCACCUUCUUGCGCUUAACAUCAUCUUCCAAAGAGAAAAAAGGGCAGAGCCCCGCUUUCCAGACCUCCCUCUCAGGUGCCCUGGACACUGAAGAACUGGAGACAAAUUCAGACCAGACAAGCAUGGAUCAGCCCAUGGCUGGAGCCCCCACCAGCCUGGGCUUCUGGUCCAUGUCCAAACUGGAAGUGAUGAGCUAUCCCGCCCACCUGUGCGGCUGGCAGGCCCCGCUGCACCGUGUCCCCAGGGAAAGCACAAUGACUUGGAAACCCGAGUGGUGA